Cuscuta epithymum is the source of this 1388-nucleotide messenger RNA. The record is from the annotation of a GenBank genome assembly. Lineage: Eukaryota; Viridiplantae; Streptophyta; Magnoliopsida; Solanales; Convolvulaceae.
CUAUUUGACAUUCCAACACGAUUGCAGUGUGAAAAAGUAGAGUAAAAUUUUUCGAAUAUAGAAAUAUGUCAAAUAAUUAAGAACUUGCCAAAGAAAAUAUCUGGCUACUAUAAUUAUUUAUUCUUAUUUAUGCUAUUUCAAACUUGUAAUGAUCUGCGCACUUCCCCUUUUCCCAGCAAAACUUUUUUUUUGUAUAAUAAAUUAAAUACCGAUUAACAAAUAACUAGUAUUAUCCUUAUUAUAAUAAUAAUUAUUAUUGGUAUUGUAAUUGUGAUAGGGGUUGCAGAUGGGUGAGAAGAGGGGUUCUUCGUCAGUGAAGAAGGCGGGGCUGUUGGCGUGGGUGAGGAAUCGGUCGGCGAAGGUGAAGAUUUUGUUGGGGGUGGCGGCGGCGUUGGCGGCUCUGGUGGCUCUCAGGCUCGCCGUCAAGGACCGGAACCACUUCUUCGUCGCCGCAGAAGCCAUCCACUUCGCCGGAAUAUUGGUCUUGAUUUACAAACUUAUCCGCAAGAAGACCUGCUCUGGGUUGUCCCUCAAGUCUCAGGAGCUCACAGCUCUAUUUUUAGGUAUAAGAUUGUACCUCAGCUUUAUUAUGGAAGCUGACAUACACACCAUGCUAGAUUUCGUCACACUUGUCUCAACUUUGUGGGUUAUAUACAUGAUAAGAUUUAAGUUGAAGUAUACGUACAUGGCGGAGCUAGACAAAACACCCAUAUCCUACAUAAUUGCGCCUUCAGCAGUUUUAGCUGUGUUUGUCCAUCCAUACACUGUUAUUAAUUUUAAAAUCCAUAGAAUGGCAUGGGCAUUUUGUGUGUACUUGGAAUCUGUCACGGUGCUGCCCCAGCUUCGCAUGAUGCAAAAAGCUAAGCUUAUUGAACCGUUUACAGCCCAUUAUGUGUUUGCUUUGGGUGUGGCAAGAUUUCUUGAAUGUGCUCAUUGGAUCAUUCAGAUAUACGAGUCUGGUGGGAGUUACUUGUAUUUAGUCGGAAGUGGAUACCUUUGGGUACCCGCUAUAUAUGUAGCAGAAAUGGUUCAAACGUUCAUUUUGGCAGAUUUUUGCUAUUAUUAUGUCAAAAGUGUUGUAAGCGGAAAACUUCUCGUCACCCUCCAAUCACCAGUCUAAGAUUGUACGUGAUAAUAUCUUAGAGUUAUAUAUGUUGGCAAUUGUAACGUUUGUUCAUGUUCUAUUUAUACAUGAUUAUUCAAUAUAGUUUGUGUUUCUUUUGGGUGUAGCAAAAACAUGUACCUGGUUUUAUUGAAAUGGAAUAUGAUAGAUAUUCUUACAUAAAAUAACACACAACAAACAAAACUGGUAAGCAUUGUUGCAAUUCUCCAAGGGAAAGUUUCGUGUGAAUUGUAUGUUUAACCUCUUAUGGUUAUGGAAAUUGGGG